AUGUCGUCAGAAGAAUUUCUCCUUACCUUUAGACGGUUCACUUCCCAGAGGGGCGUUCCGAGUGAGGUCAUUUCGGACAAUGCAUUACAAUUCAAAACAGCUAGUGUUACAAUUGAUUUACUUUGGUCUAGAAUGCUUAAAAAUGAGGAGGUUCUUAGUUACAUGUCCGAAAAGAGAAUAAAAUGGCAUUUUAUCGUCGAACGUGCACCAUGGUUCGGAGGAUAUUAUGAAAGGCUAGUUGGUUUAGUCAAAAGAUCACUACGUAAAACAUUGGGUCGUAAAUUACUUACCUUGAUUCAAAUGACAACGGUUUCGAAGGAAAUUGAAGCCGUAAUUAACGCAAGACCAUUAGUUUAUGUUGGUGACGACAUCGAUUCAAAUAUCACGUUGAUACCAAACCAUUUCCUUACCUUAAAUCCAAGAGUCAGUGUACCUGAUACUGACAGUGAUGAAAAUGACCACAGUUACUUACCUUGUGAAAGUUCAGCAGAAAAAUUGUUACCUUUGUGGCAUAAAGGUAAAGUACUGCUUGACAAAUUUUGGAAAAUCUGGAGAGAUGACUAUUUGUUAAGUUUGAGGGAACGGACACAAACGAAGUUAAAAUCUGUGAGGAUUCAAUCCACAGCUCAACCCUGUGUAGGGGACGUAAUUCUUGUGAAAGACGAGCUUGCGCGAAGUUGUUGGAAAAUGGGUAGAAUCAUCAAACUAAGGAUAAGCAGUGACGGAAAUGAGCGAUCGGCGAAGUACAGUUGGCAUCGGGUCGUGUAA
Molecule: messenger RNA, 768 nt
Organism: Mercenaria mercenaria
Lineage: Eukaryota; Metazoa; Mollusca; Bivalvia; Venerida; Veneridae
Exons: 1
Coding region: 1-768 (255 amino acids)
Biological process (GO): DNA integration
Molecular function (GO): nucleic acid binding
Source: RefSeq, a predicted model, not a curated record